CCGACCACCAUGCAGGGUGCCGAGGCACUCGAAGCGAUUGUGGGCCACCGCGUCCGGCUGGACGGCGUCUUAUCGGCCAACGUGGCCAUCCAGCAUGCACUCGACUCGUACAGCAGCCAUCCCAUAACGGCGACGGACGCGGCAUUGAAGCAGAUGGACGAGCAGGCAUCGGCGCAGCAGGAGUACAACGAGCUGCAAGACUCUGCAUCCAAUUCCCUCACCACCGACGACAUCCGCCUGCACAUUCGGGAGCGUAGAGCCGCCAUUGGGGCGCUGGAGGCGGAGAAUGCCGUUGCUGAAGAAGCACAAGACCAGGAGCUCUUGAAACGGCUUGCAGAAGUCUAUGAUAGUUUGGCUGACGACAAAUCGAUUCGAAACCCGCCUAAAACGACCCAGGAGCUUGUCAGGUGGCUCAGCGACCAAACCGAUAUCGCGCAAACGAGACAGAAGGAGAUGCUCGAGGCGAUCGAGAGGGCGGACAAGGUUGCUGCGAAUCCCGGGGUACGAGACGUGUUGACUAUGCGUCUAACGCUGCAGGAGGAUAUCAUCCAAUUACGGCUGAAGGCCGCGACAAUAAUGCGGAGAACUGCUGUCGGAAUGCAAGCCAUCGAGCUGGUUAAGGUGGAGACGGCUCAUGCCAUCGCGCGGGCGAGGGGAAUGUGGUUAAAGAGGGACAUUCAGGCCGAGUUUAAGGCUGCUCAAAAGGAGCUGGCCUUUGCGAAACGGAACGCGAAGUCCAAUGGCGUGAAACGGAAAUCCAUUUCGGAGGCCCCUCCAAGUUCUCCCAAACGGCCAAGGCGGGAAGCAGCACCGUCAUUUGGGUCCCCAGGUCCAAGCACAGCUCCGUCAAUGACACCGCCAACGACGACAGCGAUAUCAACGACGCCAAAGCCUUCAACGGCCGCGAAGCCUCCAGCGACAACAAAGACAUCCGCGACUACCAAACCGACAACAACAACGAUCGCAAAGCCAUCGACGACGACGAAAUCGGCGACAAUGGCCAGCACAUCGGCGUCGUCCUCCCUACCUCCAAGGCUGGCGAAGUUGGCAUUGAGUGGCAAGCCACGCACAGCAGUCCCUGCACCCUUGCCUGUUGGCGAGCUACCGACUCCCCCAGUGCCGUUUACGGACUGGGGCGACUUUUACCAAAGCGACGAGAGCCUUUUGGAUAUGGCACAAGCGCAAUCGCGGGCACAAGCGAGCAUGGAUCCAAGGACGGAUUUGAAGCGUUUCCGGGCCUCGUAUGGCCCCAUCGUCGUUAUGAAGCGGCCGUGCGGGAUAUGCGUCAAGUAUGAUCUGCCGUGUCUCUACGUGGACACCGCACAGAACCCGUUCCACCCGCCCGGCAAGCCGCCGCGCUGCAUUGUGUGCCAGGAGUGGAAGUUCCACUGCAACCCCCGCGCGGGAAGCAGCGCAGACCAGGCGGCCCAUGUCCAUGCGGAGCAUAUCGUGGGGUACCAUAAUGCUGCGAUCGCGGCGGGCGAGCGGCCGGGGAUGUGGAUGGGCAAGGGCGUCGCGGAGCUCAAGCUUGUCGGGUCGAAGAGGCUGCGGGUCAAGUCCUAUAACAAGGACGAGUGA
This is a messenger RNA of Mycena indigotica, 1578 nucleotides long. RefSeq lists its product as uncharacterized. Bases 10 to 1578 code for a protein of 522 amino acids. The record is from RefSeq and is a predicted model, not a curated record. Lineage: Eukaryota; Fungi; Basidiomycota; Agaricomycetes; Agaricales; Mycenaceae. The transcript is spliced from 12 exons.